This is a messenger RNA of Cladophialophora psammophila CBS 110553, 1077 nucleotides long. RefSeq lists its product as uncharacterized. Lineage: Eukaryota; Fungi; Ascomycota; Eurotiomycetes; Chaetothyriales; Herpotrichiellaceae. Gene Ontology annotation, biological process: secondary metabolic process. Bases 1 to 1077 code for a protein of 358 amino acids. Gene Ontology annotation, cellular component: cytosol; cytoplasm. The record is from RefSeq and is a predicted model, not a curated record. Gene Ontology annotation, molecular function: carboxy-lyase activity; hydrolase activity. The transcript has 2 exons.
AUGGCUCUUCGACCAGAGAAGAUAGAUGUCCACAGCCAUUUUUUACCAUCAUUCUAUCGUGAAGCAUGUCGGGCUAACGGCCACGGCGCUCCCGAUGGAUAUCCUAUCUUACCGGAAUGGAGUUUGGGGGCGCACUUGCAGAUGGCCGACAAACUGAACAUCACCAAAUGCUAUUUAUCCGUCUCUUCGCCAGGAGUUCAUCUCGUGCCAAACGAUGACGAGCUUGCGCGGAACAUUUGCCGUCAGUGCAACACGGUGGCUGCUGAUGCGAAGGCGCAUUUCCCGGACCGGUUUGGGUUCUGGGCCGCACUUCCACUGCCUGAUGUGGAGGGAGCCCUCGAUGAACUUGCCCAUGCUUUUGAUGUUCUCAACGCCGACGGAGUCGCGGUCUAUACCAAUACUCAUGGAUACUAUUUGGGCCACAGCGCGUAUGAGCCUAUCUGGGCCGAGCUAAAUCGUCGACAUGCAAUUAUUUUCGUGCACCCAACCACUCCCUGUUGCCUGGAACAAGGAUGUGGAAACGAGACUAGUUGCCGCAACGCUUCACCUCUUCCAGAAUUUCCACGCCCCAUCUUCGAGUUCUUUUUCGAUACCGCCAGAGCUGUGGUAAAUUUAUUCUACUCCGGGACGAUCGCUCGUUAUCCUAAUAUUAUUUAUAUAAUUCCUCAUGCGGGGGGUUGUCUACCGCCUUUGAUAGAAAGAUUCUCAUCUUUUGGACGAGGUAUUCCGAGCCUUCCGGUUGACGAGUCGGUCACUCCAGCCUUUGUGAAGGAGAAACUGGGGAAAAACUUCUACUUCGACAUGGCAGGAACUGCAUGGCCUGAUCAAUUACCAGCUUUACUUGCAUUUGUCGACAAGGAGCACAUCCUCUAUGGCAGCGAUUACCCUUUCACCCCGGUACAGUUCGUGGAACUACUUGCUAACACGAUGGAAGAGCAUAUGCCUCGGGUAAUGAUGACUGAGGACGAGCGUAAGAUGGCUUACAAAGGGAAUGCUGAAAGACUAUUUCGGAAGCAAAUGGUGGCUUCAAAAGCAGAAGCCUCUUCCAACACUUUGAGCAAAGACUUGUCGCUGUGA